Messenger RNA from Morchella sextelata, 588 nucleotides. RefSeq lists its product as uncharacterized. The record is from RefSeq and is a predicted model, not a curated record. Bases 1 to 588 code for a protein of 195 amino acids. The transcript is spliced from 3 exons. NCBI's taxonomy places the organism in Eukaryota, Fungi, Ascomycota, Pezizomycetes, Pezizales, Morchellaceae.
AUGUCGGGACACGCUACUAUUGAUUAUCAACAGCUCAGCAACACCGAAGCCUAUGCACUUCUCCAACAGUGUCAACAUGGUCUUGCUCAGUAUGCAACGGAUUUACAAGAGAUAGAAGCGGAAGCUGAAAGGGCGAGAAGAAUGUUUGAACGAGAUCUUGCUGCUGCCCGGGCCCAACAGACUGCUGUCCAAGCUGUUGCCCCUGAGGGAGCACCUGUCGAGGACAAUGCUCCACCUGCACCCCCAAUACCACUUACUACAGAUACUACCUAUCGGUCAGAAAAGCUUCCGGAUCCUGAGCUAUUGGGAAAUGCCGAUCGCUAUCCCACCCUACAGUCGAAAUUAUCCUAUGCAUUCAGUAGAUUGGAAGGCGUUUCUGCCAAUCAGUUCUUACAGUAUGUCGGGGAAGGAGAGAUUACCUUGCCCUCUAUGGUACGGUUUUAUGAGGUUUUGGACACUGCUUUUGGGGACCCCGAUCGGAUGCGCACGGCUAGGAGGAAUCUCCGGAACAUCCGUCAACGAAAUCGAACGUUCGCCGACUAUUUCGCUGAGUUUCAACGAUAUGCUGCUGAGUCGGGUAUGGAUUAA